GAAGUAAGGGCAGGGGAAGAGAAUAAAAAGCGAACCUGUGGAGCUGCGGUUUUUUGUGAUGUUUGUGAGUUUAGACGGACAGACAGACAGGCAGAUGAUCAGACAGACAGGCAGACAGACGGGUAGAUGGCGGAUUAAACCCAGUCUCUGUCGCGUUUGACCCGGGUCUCGAUCUGAACGGUGGGACACAGCCGGAGAAGCGAUCCCGCCGCACAGCCUGCUGGGUAAUAUGUUAACGACAGAGCUGCGUUGAUUGGUGCUCCGCGGCGCGUGCAGGCAGAGAGUAGAGACACAGUAGACACAAAUAAAGACAAACUGGUGGAAUACCGAAGGAGGACGCACACGAGAGGAGACGGAAACUGCCGAAGGUUCACAGACAUGUCUGUGUCUCUGUCAGAAGAGAGAGACAGGAUCCAGCGACAGGUGGAGGAGCUGGAACAGAGUCUGUCUGUAACACACAAUGAACUGGAGCUGCUGAGCAGUGAGACAGGUGAUGAAUCAGGAAGUGAUGACACAGAGGAUGAGUCUGCAGGAGGUCUGUUGGCUCAGAGAGACAAGAUCCAGAAGGAGAUCCAGAACCUGGAGGACGUCCUCGGUCCACACAGUCCACUCUGUGUAUCAGAUGAUGAUGAUGAUGAUGAUGAUGAUGAUGAUGAUGAUGAUGAUAGCAGUGAUGAGAGUGACCUGGGGCUGCCUCUUUCUGUGGACUCCUGUCUUCAGAUGAACCUGGUCUACCAGCAGGUGGUUCAGGAGACCCUGGACCAGCUGGAGAAACUACUGACACACAACCACAGACAACAGAAGGAGCUGGUGUCUCAGCUGUCUGGACCAAUCAAAGAGCCUUCCAGAGAACAGCCCGCCCCCUCCUCCUACCAGCAGCCAAUCACCAUGUACCUAGGUCGCUUCCUAAAACCGUACUUCAAGGACAAACUGACAGGACUGGGUCCUCCAGCCAAUCAGGAGACAAAGGAGAAGACCAGCAGAAUGACAGGAUGUUUGGAUGACAGGAAGCUGAAAAUGAAACGAUGGGAGAGCUGGCAGAAAACCCUGCUGAUCCACUCGGUGACCAGAGACAGUCUGAGGAGACAGAUCCAACCCAAACUCUCCAAGGUGGACUACCUGAGUCAGAAGCUGUCCUCAGCAGGGGAGACAGACAGGCAGCAGCUCAGAGAGCAAAUAGACAGUUUGGAGAGAGACAUCGACCUGCUCAGAGGGAAGAAGGAGGAGGAGCUGAUUGGUGAUCGAUAUGAAGAACACGAUUGGCCGAAAAUCUCCAACAUUGAUUUUGAAGGGACGAGGGAGGCGGAGGAUAUCCGUCGUUUCUGGCAGAACUUCCUCCACCCUUCCAUCAGUAAGACUCCGUGGAGUCAGGAGGAGGUGCAGCAGCUGAAGGAGGUCAGCAGGAGACACGAGGAGAGACACUGGGAGACCAUCGCUCAGGAGCUGGGGACGGGGAGGACAGCCUUCAUGUGUCUUCAGACGUUCCAACGUUUUGUCUCCGACUCGUUGAGACACAGCAGUUGGACUCCGGCUGAAGACGAUCUGCUCAGAGAGCUGGUGGACAAGAUGAGGAUCGGAAACUUCGUCCCCUACACGCAGAUGAGUUACUUCAUGGAGGGUCGUGACCCUGCUCAGCUGAUCUACAGGUGGAACCAGGUGUUGGACCCAAGUCUGAAGAAAGGCUUGUGGAGCAAAGAGGAGGAUGAGCUCCUGCUGCAGGCUGUCUUUCGUCACAGGGCGAAGAACUGGUGGAAGAUCAGGUUGGAGGUUCCUGGACGGACAGACAGCGCCUGCAGAGACAGGUAUUAUGACUGUCUGAAGGCGGGAACAAAGAGAGGAGCGUUUGACAAACAGGAGAGAGAACUGCUGCUGCAGCUGGUGGAUAAACAUGGAGUUGGUCGCUGGGCGAAGAUCGCUGCUGAGAUCCCCCACCGUUACGAUGCUCAGUGUCUGAGGGAGUGGAGGAAACUCAGCAGGCCACGCCCCCCUGCUGCUCAGAAAACUAAGAGAGCUAAAAAACCACGGAGGAGACGAGCGAAGAAGAAAGGUUCUCCUGUCAGGAGGAGGAUCAGGAGGAAACUGAUGAAGAUCAAGGAGGAGGAGAGCAGUGAGGAGGAGCGGGAGGAGCUGGUGGUGCCAUACAUGGACAGUGAUGAGGAGGAGGAGAAGAAGAAGAAGAAGAAGGUGAAGAGGGUGGAGGUGAAGGAGAAGGAGUACAUCCUCCCUCCCAUACAGGACUGGAUUCCAGCAGAGACAGCUCAGCAGGUCAACUUCCUGAGCUUUCGCCCGGUGGUGUUGCCUUCUUCAGGAGAUACCCCCCCCGGGGAGCCGGUCCGCUCAACCAUCCUGGGCCAGUUUGGACGCUCUGUGAUCGUCGGACCAAACCCCAGAGAGCUGCAGUGGGAGGAGCGUCACAGCAGCAGCACCAUGAUGAUGGUGUCAGCUGACCAGCUGCGAGCCCACCUGUACCGGCAGGUAAACAAGUGCAAUGACCAGAGCUGCCGCUCCCGAGGUAAGCGCCAGACCGUCAGAAAGAAGCACGCGGGCCGAGUGACGGACACAGCACUGAACUACGAACUGCAGGCCGCCGUCAUUCCCUGGAUCGGGAACCUGCUGAUCCCAUCUAAAACCAGACUGACGGCGGCCGACACCCUGAGGGAGAGAGGGGAGAAGACCCGCCUCCCCUCCACCCCCAUCUUCCUGCUUCUCCUGCAGACCAUGAACGUGGACACUGUGGGCUGCAAGGACAUGAUCGAGCAGAGGAGGAACAGGGUGGUGUUACUAAACCCCCCCGCCGUCCGGAUGAAGGACCCAAAGACCAUCGCCGGGAUGCUGCAGCGGAGGAGGCUGACGACGGAGCAGCUGAUGGAGUUAGCCCCACCCACCUCCUCAUCAACCAGUCAACACUCACCUGCUGCUUUCCACAGCGACCAUGACUACUUCUUCUUUAAUCCUAGCCCCACCCCCAAACAACCAUCUGACCCCGCCCUAGACAUGCCCCUAAAAGUUCAAUGCAGGAGGAGGAAACGAGGGAGGGGGGAGGAGCAGGACGGGGUGACGAGCAGUCAGGGUGACCAAUGUGCAGGUAGGACAGGCGACCCUGGGGGCGGGGCUUGUACAAGGAUGACAGGUGACCCUGUGGGCGGGGCUCGUACAGGUGAGAUCCAGGAAGGAAAGAGGGUCCGGAAGCUGAGUCAGAAAGCCAGAGCUCUGCAGGACGCUGAGGCUGAAGCCCAGAAGAAGACGAAGAGGAGGACUUCUUCUUCUCAUACUGAGACCAAGGCUGAAGCCCAGAAGAAGACGAAGAGGAGGACUUCUUCUCCUCAUACUGAGACCAAGGCUGAAGCCCAGAAGAAGACGAAGAGGAGGACUUCUUCUUCUCCUUGUAAAAAGCGUCAUUGUGCGUCUCGGAGUAAGCAGGAAGUGGUACAGGUGGACUCUCAGCCUCCCGGGCUGCGUUUACUUCCUGGUCAGUCGAUGUGGGUCAUGACUCCUGGUGGCUUGGUCCAGCUGGCAGAAGCCCCGCCCCAAGGCCUGCAGUUGGUGUUGGUGCCGGGCCCCCCCCACCUACAUCCACCUCCACCUGGGAAUAUUUUAAGCUGCCCAGUGGCCAUGCCCCCCCUGCAGCUCAUCCCAAUGCCUGGUCUGAGUCAGCCACUCCCUCUUCUUCCCCCGCCCACAUGUCCCUCUAAGACCCUUCCCCCAACCUUUGUCUUGCAACCUGUCCCAAACCCCAACUCCUCCCCACUCCCCUUUUGUCCCCCCCAGCGUCCCCCUAAACUCUGCCUGCCUUAUAAUAGCACCGUCAGAGUGGACCCAGCGGAGCCCCCUCCCCUCAGGAGGGAGGCGCUGCAGUUCGACCCGUCUCUGAUGUCUCUGGAGCCGCCGCCAGCUGUGCGUGAUUGGCUGAGCGGGCGAGGAGGGGUGGUGGUACCUGGAGUGGGCGUGGCUCUGCCCUACCUACCUCCCUUUGUCAGCAGUCUGAGCACGCUCAGUGCGCUGCUCCGGGCCAAGAGAUCUCUGACAUCCUCGUCCCUGGAGCUUCUGAGUCGAGGCUCCGAACCCCGACACCCCCAAACCACACCACGACCUGACGGCGCUACAGAGACCUCCAGUUCACCUCCACCAGACCUGCCAGACUCCACCUCUGACCUAAGAGCAGCCGGGGACCCGCCAGCUCCCUCUGUCACCUCUGACCUCCUGCAGGAGAAGGAGGAAGAGGAGCAGGAGGAAGACAAGGCGGAGUUUGUGAUAGCCGUGCGUCAGCUGGUGACUGAGCGUUUCUCAGGUAACCCUGCCUACCAGCUGCUGAAGGCCCGCUUCCUUUCCUGCUUCACUGUCCCCGCCCUCCUGGCCACCAUCCAGCCAAUCAAAGAGAAGACUGUGGCUCGGCCCGCCUCUCAAGAGGAGGAGGAGCAGGAGGAGGAAGAUGAGAAGGAGGCGGAGGCGGAGCUAAAGAAAAUCAAAGAGAGAGGGAGGCAGAGGAGAGCAGAGAGAUCUUUGCUGCUGUGUGAUGGCUCAGGAGCUCCUGCCAAUCACUUCUCAGGAAUCAUCAACACCAGCACCCCCCCACCUGACCAGACCAGACCAGACCGGUAGAGACCAGGUCUCCACAGUCCAGUAAAAUCCACAGAUCUACAGGUUUAGUUCAUAUGAAGAAGUUUCAACAUGAACAGAAAUAAAAGUUUAAAGAAUUAAAUAGUUUGAAUCAAAAAAGUUCAGUUUUUCUUCAGUUUCUGUUUUUCUCACUGAAACUUUGAACCUCUGAGAGUCUGAGCAGUUAUAUCAGGGAUGUGAAGGUGAUUCACAACAUGUGGAGCUCGGUGGUGCGUUCAGUUCAAGUUUUAAAGUGAUCAAAUUGCACUGAAUUAUGUUUAUUUAUUUUGAGUUGUUUAUUAUAAACUGAUUAUUCUUUAAUAAAGAAAGUUCAUAUCAAAUCAAA
Molecule: messenger RNA, 4942 nt
Organism: Seriola aureovittata
Lineage: Eukaryota; Metazoa; Chordata; Actinopteri; Carangiformes; Carangidae
Gene: snapc4
Product: small nuclear RNA activating complex, polypeptide 4
Exons: 23
Coding region: 379-4599 (1406 amino acids)
Source: RefSeq, a predicted model, not a curated record